UUUUAAUUCGCUCUUCGUGCAACGUGCAGCGCUCAACACUUUUGUUUAUCAUUUGUCUGUUUACGAUGGCAGCGGCCGCUUCGUUUGGUCUGUAUUUAGGAAAUACGUCCGCGUGUCUGGCAAUAUACAAAGAUGAUAACGUUGACGUCGUGGCUAACAACGCCGGCGAUAGAGUCACAGCGGCCGUCGUCGCGUUCAACGAUUCUGAAAAGAUUAUUGGAUUGGCAGCUAAAGCCGGUCUAUUCAGAAACGGUGCAGUUUCCGUUAUCCAUAACAAGCGGCUGAUGAACAAAGACAUUGAAUCUGCGGAGUUGGAAUUAGCACUGAAAAGUAGCCCUAGCAAAUUGGUUCAGGAUGCUAAAAAUCUUCACUACUCCAUCAAAAGAGGAGAAAAAAGUGAAAAAAUUACACCAGCUGAUAUUUCAACUAUGAUUUUUGAAACUAUGUACGAUAUUUCCAAUACUGCUGCUCAUGAUGAUGAAGAACACAACGUCGUACUUUGUACUCCGCUCAGAUUCAGCUCUGACAGCAUCAAAACCUGGAGUCGCUCUGCCGAAGCUGCUGGCUUCAAAGUUCUUCAAACCAUUGGAGAACCUACAGCUACUUGUCUCGCUUAUGGUAUUGGAAAGGAUAAGAAAAAAAUUGAAUUGGUUCUAGUCUACAGAAUAGGUGGAUUGACAAGCGAAGUAACAAUUAUUGAAGCGAUUGGUGGAGCUUACAGAGUUUUAGCGACAAAAUAUUAUCCUGAGUUGGGUGGAAAUAAGCUGACGCAACUGUUAACAAAAUAUUUGGGUAACGAGUUUAGCAACAAAUACAAAUUGGAUCCUACCGAGAGUAGGCGAUCGAUAUCGAAACUGAAUACUGAAGCAGAAAAAUGCAAGCACAUAUUAUCAACGAUGUCAUCGGCACAUUGUUUUGUGGAGUCGCUUUACGAUGGAGUUGAUUUUAGUUACAAUAUAAGUCGAGCACGUUUCGAAAAUUUGAUCGGUCCCUGCAUCUUAGAAUACAUUAAACCGAUAGAGGAUAUUUUGAAAGAAACUGGACACACCUCUGAAAACAUUGGAAAAAUAAUAUUGUCCGGCGGAACCAUGAAAAUUCCAAAAUUACAAGAAAAAAUUGGUUCGCUGUUUCCCAAUGGUGAGAUUUUAAACAGCAAAUGGAGCCCUGACGAAACUAUGGCCAUUGGCGCUGCUAUUCAAUCCUCCAUACUAUUGUCCCAUGGUAUUUUCGAUCGUGAACUUAAUUCGAGGAACGUCGAACUUCAUUGUCUCGACAAAACGAUUGCGGUACAAUUCGACGAUCUUGAACCCAUCCUCAUUCCUCAAGGCACCAUAGUACCCAUCAAAAUACCCACUACUCUUGAUGUUCCCAAAAAUGCUGACGGCAAAACCAAAGUCCAAAUUUUCGAGCGGCCCACCAACCAGGACGGAUCCUCUAAAAAAAUUGGAUUGAUUUCCCUAAACGCUAAUGGUGGAAAGCUGAAAGUCGAUACUGAUCUGACGGAGGCGAGUUUGAACAUUCAUAUAACGGAUAUAUCAGCUAACAAAAAAUCAUCAUUUCGUUUUGGUAUACACGAGGAUGACUCGUAAUAUUCAUACUGGAAAAUGUACAUAUUAAAACAGUUUCAUCAGUUCAAUAAAAACAAUCGAUAUCGAGUUUUAAAGUA
Messenger RNA from Venturia canescens, 1666 nucleotides. RefSeq names its product heat shock 70 kDa protein 14-like. NCBI's taxonomy places the organism in Eukaryota, Metazoa, Arthropoda, Insecta, Hymenoptera, Ichneumonidae. Gene Ontology annotation, molecular function: ATP-dependent protein folding chaperone; ATP binding. The record is from RefSeq and is a predicted model, not a curated record. Gene Ontology annotation, biological process: protein folding. Gene Ontology annotation, cellular component: nucleus; cytosol. Bases 66 to 1589 code for a protein of 507 amino acids. The transcript has 5 exons.